Molecule: messenger RNA, 411 nt
Organism: Diabrotica balteata
Lineage: Eukaryota; Metazoa; Arthropoda; Insecta; Coleoptera; Chrysomelidae
Source: the annotation of a GenBank genome assembly
AUGGUAGUUGUGUUAUGUGAAUUGGUUAACAAUGAGUUAGAAUCUACUGACGUCAAACCGGCAUCUGCAAAAACCAUCACCCUCCAUUCGAACGGCUCCGCCACAGUUCCAACAGCGACCACCCCUGACACAAGUAAGGAAGACUCGAAACAAUCGACCGUAGAUAACAGCGUCAGUGCCGCCGACGAGCAGUCCGCCGACCAAACAGACCAGGAAGACCAAAAGGAAGAAGAGAAAGCGGCUACGAGAAUCCAGGCCGCGUUCCGAGGACACCAGUCGAGAAAAAGCAUGAAACAACCGGCGGGCAAAGUGGAAUCGGCCGAGGCCAACAACACAAACUCAAACGAGCCCACUAGGGAAGAGCUGGAAGCGGAAUUUCGGUUGGACGAUGCUGGUAAGUGGAAACUUUAA